CAAUGCAAGCCCGCCAAAGGAAAAACCAAUCAGAAAGAGGUGUUUUUCCCGCCUCGCUCUAAGCCCCACCCCAACCAAUCACAAACAUCCACGCAGCCCUCCUGGGCAUAAAAGAAGCAAACCCCCCACCGCUCCCUCUCUCUUUCUCUCCUGCCCAGCCCAGCCUGCUGCCUCCAAUAAAGAUCUCUUGGCCGAGCCGGUGUGCCGUGGUCUUAAGUCUGAGCGUCACUCUUUCAGUGGGGAGAAAGACACUGCUUGGAUGGACUAGAAUAUAAUCCAGCGUGGAAGUGUGCCUCAACAGAGCCAUGGAUAUCUUCUAAAAUUGGACUGUAACCAUGGCUGCAUAACUUGUUUCAUAGGAAUUUGCUUGACAAAUGUGGACGUGAUUAGUUGCCUGGCCUCCAAAACUCAAACCUGUAUUCUUUGGUAUCAUGGGAUGCUGUAUGCCAAAUGACAGGCCUCCAAAAGCCUGACCACCCUAAAGACCAUUUUUGCUGAAGGAGUCUCUGUCGCCCAGGCUGGAUCGCAGUGGUGUGACCUCGGCUCACUGCAAUCUCCGCCUCCCAGGUUCAAGCAAUUCUCCUGCCUCAGUCACCCAAGUAGCUGAGACUACAGACGCCCACCAACACGCCCGGCUAAUUUUUGUAUUUUUAGUAGAGACAGGAUUUCACCAUAUUGGCCAGGCUGGUCUUGAACUCCUGACCUUAUGAUCAGCACGCCUCAGCCUCCCAAAGUGCUGGGAUUACAGGCAUGAGCCACUGCGCCUGGCCUAUGUCGUUCUUUUUUUUUAAAAAAAAACAAACCUAUGGAUACUAGUUAUAUCCACAUGACACAAAAAUUUUUGUCAAUACAGAAAAGUAUAUGGUAAUAUAAUUUAGGUUACCUUGAGACUAUUGUUGAUUAAAAAAUAAUACUAAAGCUGAGAAUUUAAAAAUUAAAAUGAACAUUUUAAUUGUGGCUAAAAAGUACGUGUGUUUGUGCGUUUUUGUAUAGGUAGAGAGAGAGAAACUGAGAGACUAUUUACUAUUCUUGCCAUUAGACAAGAAUAAGAAUAAAAAAAAUUUUUAAAAACCUCAUAAAGAUUUUAGGUCUAUAUCAUCAUCCCACCAACAAUAAUUACAGACAAGAACGAAGCAUUUUACCACUCCCUGAUGAGUAACAAAGUAGCCAACAGUAGCCUUGGGUAUUGAAGAAAUUUUAAGACACACGGAAAGCCUGACUUAAGUUGAUAUUAAUUACUAUUAUUACUGGAUUCUAUUGCUUAAAUUGUUCUCUAUGGUAGGGUAAGGAGUCUUUGCUUCCUGGCUCAGUGGGCCAGUAUUUUUUCCUGCCUGAAAAGUUUCAUACGAAACAUACAAUGUCCUGUGUCAGAAACACCAAAGUCUUCACAGGCUAAUAGAUUUCAAGUCACUUAAGACAUUGAAAUGUACGCUAUGCUUUAUCUAAAGGUACAAUUAAAAGUAUUGGGGCUAUAUUCCAGAUCUCUGAAAUGAAACCGAGAGGAAACUGGGUUUUCAAUUUGUUAUGUGAAAAGGUUAAGUAAAAUACAAACUUACGUAUAGGGAGAUAAUACAGUUCUAAUAAUGCAUGAAAGCCAGAGACAUAGAUCAACAAAUGCACAUUUCUGAAAUACGGGUUUUUCUGAGCAUUUGUUCUAAAGUUCUUUGAAAAUCUUGCCAAACAAUCCCAUUUUAAGAUACCAGUUCACAUAAUAAGCAAGUCAGAACAUUUGCAAGGCAAAAUGUUGUUUUCCUUUCUGCAGCCAGGAAAAACACAGCUCUAAGCUUAGGUUGUAACGGUAAAAGGAUUUGGGAGCAGCUGAUUUUAGAGACUCAUAAAAACAACUCGCCCUUAUGCCAGGAGAUAUAAAGAAUAUGCAGAGUCUGCAUUGUGCUUCUAGUGUCAGAACAAAUCAUUCUGCUUUUUCUUUGAGAUUAACCGAUGCCAAUGGAUGAGUAAAGGGAGAAAUAAAUGUACAGACUGAGACCUGCAGCUUGGUGAGGCUGGAACCCAACGCCGUUCUUUUGUGGUCUCGCCUCUGGGGAGUCUACAAGCCGUAAAUCUAACGUGCAGCCAGCCGUGCGGCUUCUGGCCGAGCCACGUCUGAGUAAAGCCUUUUCUGUGACGAGCGGGGAGACGAGACUGACUGGAGCCAGAGAAUGGAGGCGGCGGGCUGGCGGGGAGGCACUUUCAGGCGCACUUCACAGACGCACAAAAACAAGGAAGCCUGAAGGGAAGGCGGUUGAAAAUAAGGCAACAGAAGCCGCGAAGGAAGCGCGCCCCCCUCAGGAUUGGUUUGACAUUCCGAAGCUCAGCCUCGCCCGCCCCGAAGACCUGCUGCAAAUCACGGCCGCGCGCGCGCGCACUCCCCUUGCUCUCGGGCGCUGGGCGGGGAGAGCCGCGCGCACCGGUUAAUUCUGCCAAUCUUGCGUCUCGGCCGCCCAUCGUGUGGGCCAAGCCCCGCCCCAACCGCCCGCUGGCGGAGGCGCGCGCGCACUCCGGCCGCUCUGAGUCGCUGAGUGAAGCGGCGCCUCGCGCGUCAGUCAAUCUGGCCAAUUGCGUGUCUUUUCCGCCUCCCGCGCGGCCCCGCCCCUGCCACAGGGUCGAUUUACGGCCGCAGGAGAAUUUGAAUAUAUUUUGGUGGAUGAAACGAAAACAAGGAGAGUCUGGUGACUGAGAUACUAGCUGGUCGAUGUGUCAUGAAAAACUUAGUGGUCCCUAUGUGGGAAGAGAAAAACCAAGAUUUCACUUUCAAGAUGGAAAGUCCGUCAGACUCAGCUGUGGUUUUACCUAGCACUCCUCAGGCCUCUGCGAAUCCAUCAUCUCCCUAUACAAAUAGUUCCCGAAAACAACCUAUGAGUGCAACACUUAGAGAAAGAUUGAGGAAAACAAGAUUUUCAUUUAAUUCCUGUUACAAUGUGGUGAAACGUCUUAAAGUAGAGAGAGAAGAAAAUGAUCAGACCUUUUCAGAGAAACCAGCAUCUUCCACAGAGAAAAACUGUUUGGAAUUUCAAGAAAGUUUUAAACACAUAGACAGUGAAUUUGAAGAAAAUACAAAUUUGAAAAAUACUUUGAAGAAUCUCAGUGUCUGUGAAUCUCAGUCACUUGAUUCUGGAUCAUGCAGUUCUCUCCAAAAUGAGUUUGUGAAUGAGAAGCUUCCUAAACAAAGAUUAAACGAUGAAAAAGCCAAAUUGGUGAAGCAGGUUCAGGAGAAAGAAGACCUUCUUCGGAGGCUAAAACUAGUCAAAAUGUAUAGAUCAAAGAAUGAUCUGUCUCAGUUACAGUUGUUAAUAAAGAAGUGGAGAAGCUGUAGCCAGCUGUUGCUUUAUGAGUUGCAGUCAGCUGCGUCUGAAGAGAACAAGAAACUAAGCCUUACUCAAUUGAUAGACCACUAUGGGUUAGAUGAUAAAUUGCUACACUAUAACAGAAGUGAAGAAGAAUUUAUAGAUGUUUAAUUCCUGAUUUUUGCUCCAGAAUAUCUUUGAGAAUGACAACUUAAUUAAAAGAUACUUAGGCACUUUUUUUUUUUUUUUUUUUUUUGAAACUGAGUCUCGCUCUUGUCACCCAGGCUGGAGUGCGAAUGGUGCGAUCUUGACUCACUGCAACCUCCGCCUCUCGGGUUCCAGCAAUUCUCCUGCCUCAGCCUCCCGAGUAGCUGAGAUUACAGGCACCCGCCACCGUGCCCGGCUAACUUUUGCAUUUUUAGUAGAGACUGGGUUUCACCACGUUGGCCAGGCUGGUCUCGAAUUCCUGACCUCAGGUGAUCCACCGCCUAGGCCUCCCAAAACUAUUAGGGCUCAGAGGAAGGUAUCCCGAUGAUAAAAUUAAGGGCACUUUAAAUUAUAAACUAAGUUCUAAAAGGAAAAUUAGUAUUUUGGAUAGAUUUGCCAAAGAAAACAUGACAUUUAAAUCAUGUUUAAAAAGUCAUUUGGGCAGUUCUGGAAACUAGUUUUAAUAUAUUUGUUUUGUUUUUUAUGACAAAAAGUUUUAUUUUAAAUGUUAAAAAUUGUCCAAUCUGGUGAAUGUCUAAACCCUAAAGUUUAAAAAUUUCUGCCUCUGUCCUAAGUUUAUGCACCUUGUUUCCAUCCAUUUACCACAUAUUUCCAUCUGACAAUCUAGCAGGUAAUUAAACUCAUAUGUCCAAAACCA
Messenger RNA from Symphalangus syndactylus (siamang), 4149 nucleotides. It is a transcript of the gene SFR1, whose product is annotated as SWI5 dependent homologous recombination repair protein 1. NCBI's taxonomy places the organism in Eukaryota, Metazoa, Chordata, Mammalia, Primates, Hylobatidae. The record is from RefSeq and is a predicted model, not a curated record. Gene Ontology annotation, cellular component: Swi5-Sfr1 complex. Gene Ontology annotation, biological process: double-strand break repair via homologous recombination; positive regulation of DNA-templated transcription.